AUGUCUUGCAGCAGAUCACAAUCACCGCCUCAGCCACCGCCUCUGUUCACAAGAGAUGCGAGCACAAUUAUUCCACACGUCAAGCGCCUGAUCACUCAGACUCGGAAAGUGCAAGAACAUAUCCUAUCGACCGUCACACCAGAAACAGCGACUUUUGCCAAUGUCAUCCUUCCUCUUGCACAUGAUCAAAACUCUGUGUCUCGAGAGCUACCUGUCCUCGGUUUCUACGAGGCGGUCUCGACGGAUCCUGGUCUCAGCGAGGCAUCGACACAGGCCAAGAAGCUUUAUGCAGAAUUCGAAAUCGAGACGAAAACUCACGAAGGUCUUUUCGACUUGGUCGAAGCAGUUGCGAAGAAGAGUGAAUCUCUGGAACCUGAGGAUCAAAGACUUCUGGAACGAUAUCACAGAGACUACCUACGCAAUGGCCUCGGCAUUUCAUUGGAAGAACGGAACCGCUUCAAGGAAAUUCAGAGCCAGCUUUUCAAACUCACAAGCGAAUUCGAAAAGAACCUCCGAGAAGAAAACGCUGGUCUCUGGUUCAAUCUCAGUGAACUAGCAGGUGUAUCCGCUGACCUGAUCUCCUCUCUCGACAAAGGCACCGACGGAAACGAAGGAAAAGUGUUGUUGACUUUUAGCUUCCUACAUCUCUUUGGGGUGUUGAAAUACGCUACGAACAGCAAGACCCGUCGGGUCUACUACACUGCAAGCGAAAACAAAUGUCCUGCAAACAUCCCUAUAUUCAAAGAGAUCAUGAUUUUGCGUCAAGAAGCUGCCGAAUUGCUUGGAUAUGCCAAUCACGCCGCUUUCAGAAUUGAAGAGAAGAUGGCCAAGACGCCUGAGACUGUGAUGAACUUCUUAGAUGAUCUAAACUCAAGACUUUCUGCUGGUGCGAAAAGAGAUGUUGAUGGCUUGAAGGAGUUGAAGAGGCAGGAUUUGGCUGAGAGAGGAGAAGAUCAGGAUGACAAAUUUUGGCUCUGGGAUUAUGCUUACUAUCAACGCAUGAUGCUUGAGACUUCGUUUUCUGUCGACAGAAAAGCGACUGCGGAGUUUUUCCCCUUGGAAACGACGGUCUCUGGUGUCAUGGAUAUCUUUUCUCAUCUUUUCGGUCUGCGAUUCGAUGAGAUUACCAUACAAGACCGAGGAACGUUCUCACCUACAGGUAUAGCUGAAGAUCUCACAUGGCACGACGACGUCCUCCUCUUCGCCGUCUGGAACGACGAACAACUCGGCUGUGGAUUUCUAGGAUACCUGUAUCUCGAUCUCCACCCGAGAUCAGGCAAAUACGGCGGCAUGUGCAACAUAAACCUCCAAUGCGGGUUCACUCACAAGACUGGCGAACGCCAUUACCCAGCAACAGCACUGCUGUGCAAUUUCACCCCCUCAACUUCCACAAAACCAAGUCUUCUCAUGCAUGAAGAAGUAGUCCUCCUCUUCCACGAACUCGGACAUGGGAUUCACGAUCUCGUCGCCCAGACAAAAUGGUCAAUCUUCCAUGGCACAGCCACAGUCGAUGAUUUUUGUGAAGCGCCAUCCCAGAUGCUAGAAUUCUGGGCCUGGGAUCCCGAUGUAUUGAGCCAGCUAAGCAAUCAUUGGAGCCAUCUCUCCCCUUCCCAUCUGCAGAAGUGGCAGAAUCAGAACUCUGGCAAAGCACAGCCGGAUAAACAUCUUUCCAGCAACAUGAUCAACGCGUUGGUCAAGAGUAAAAAUGUCAAUGGCGCGUUAUACCAAACACGCCUGCUACAUCGCAGUUUCUUCGACAUGACUGUUCAUUCUGCUACUUCUGUUGUAGCAAUACAAGAGAUGAAUAUGGCGGAACAGUGGAAUCGCCUUCAUACUUCCAUGUCUUUUUUCAAUACUCCUGAGGGAUUUGAUUGGGGUCAUGGAUAUGCGAAAUUUGAUGCUUUGGUGAGGGUUUAUGAUGCUGGGUUUUAUGGCUAUCUUUAGUAUGUGCAUCUUCCCUUUCUUCCACUUUUUCUUCGCUCGUUUGGUCUUCUUCGUUGCUCUGGUGUGCUAACAAGUUUCCAGUUCGAGGGCUUACGCGACGG
Messenger RNA from Aureobasidium pullulans EXF-150, 2045 nucleotides. RefSeq names its product metallopeptidase MepB. The transcript has a single exon. The record is from RefSeq and is a predicted model, not a curated record. Bases 1 to 1944 code for a protein of 647 amino acids. Gene Ontology annotation, cellular component: mitochondrial intermembrane space. NCBI's taxonomy places the organism in Eukaryota, Fungi, Ascomycota, Dothideomycetes, Dothideales, Saccotheciaceae. Gene Ontology annotation, biological process: proteolysis; peptide metabolic process. Gene Ontology annotation, molecular function: metalloendopeptidase activity.